Vigna unguiculata (cowpea) is the source of this 366-nucleotide messenger RNA. Its product is annotated as Bifunctional inhibitor/lipid-transfer protein/seed storage 2S albumin superfamily protein. The record is from RefSeq and is a predicted model, not a curated record. NCBI's taxonomy places the organism in Eukaryota, Viridiplantae, Streptophyta, Magnoliopsida, Fabales, Fabaceae.
AUGACAGCACAAGUGAUGAAUGCAGCAGCGUCAGCGUUGGUCCUCCUGGUGUUCGUGAGCUCAGCGGCGGCGGCGGCGGUGGCGGUCACGGAGGGGUGCAGGGAGGAUCUAAUAUCGUUUUCAGGAUGUCUUUCGUACGUGUCGUAUCCGCCGAACAACCUCACGGAAAGUGCUUCGGAGAAGUGUUGCAUGGCGUUUUCACGGGCUGUGGAAUCGGUUUGCAUCUGCUACGUCGUCGGCGACCCUCUCAUCCUGGGCUUCCCUCUCAACACCACCAGACUCUUCUCCCUCUCUUCUCUCUAUUCUUCUUCUCUGCCACCACUCUCCACCGCAUCAACUCAAAAUCUGGGAACUUUAGCUAACUAA